Molecule: messenger RNA, 1824 nt
Organism: Durusdinium trenchii
Lineage: Eukaryota; Dinophyceae; Suessiales; Symbiodiniaceae
Source: the annotation of a GenBank genome assembly
CCCACACUUGCAGGAUUUGUUUUCUUCGAUGGCUGCCAUGCCAUGGAGCAGUGGGCCACCGGUGUGCAGGUCUUCCUGGUGCCCUUGGCCUCGGCCACCGCGAGCCGCCGCGCCGUGUGGGCCCAGCGGCUCCGCAGCGCGGGCGGCGCCACGGCGGACGGGGACGGCGUGACACACGUGGCGCUGGCGCCGGAGUUGAGCCGCGGGAGGCUUGAGGCUUGGAAGGACCUGUCCAGCUUGAAGGAGGCCUUUUGGGUCUCAACGGACUGGUUGAUCUCCUGCCUCUCCCAGCAGCGGCGCGUACCAGAGGCUCAGUUCCCAUGGCCACCGGAUCCAGCGCCCAAGUCAGCAUCCCCUUCACCGAGAAAGGUGCCAGCACUGGAGGCGAGCCCACUACCCUCCAAGCGGAAAGUGGAGGAUCCAUCGGAGAGUGAGGCGCAGGUGAGCCCAGUGAGCCCUCCCUCUUCGAAGCGAACGCGGCGUUCCGAGCUGUCCGAGAGCGAGGUCGAAGAGCUCCGCCCUCGAAUGGCAGCCUUCAAUGGGCAGCUGACGCCUCAGAGAAAGCAACUCCUCGGGAGACGGGAGAAGUUCGCGUGUCAGCGUGCCCCCCUGCUAGACCCAGCCACACCCUCAGCGGCCUCUGGUCAGCGCAACGGCGCACUGGUGGCACUCUUCGGCCAACUGCAGAAGCACUAUGAAGCCUUGGGUGACUCCUGGCGCGAGCGUUCGUAUCGAACCACUGCCAGUCUUCUUCGGAGUCUACCUUUCGAAGUGGCUUCCGUGGCCGACCUCCAGCAACCACAACUGAGACGUUUGGGCAAGAAGACGCGCGAGAAGCUCGUGGAGUUCCUGGAAACAGGGACCAUCGGCCGAGUGGAGGGUCUUCAAGAGGAUGAAUCCACAAAGGCGUUGAACGAACUGCAGGGGAUUUGGGGCGUGGGCUUAACGACUGCCAGGCGCUGGUAUGGCCUGGGCUGCCGCAGUGUGGAAGACGUGCGAGAGCACAUGGCGGCUGGUGGGCUGAAGCUGAACUCGGAUCAGCUCAUUGGCCUCGAGCUCUAUGACGACCUGGCGCAGCGCAUCCCCCGUCAGGAAGUGGCCAGCAUCGUGGAGCGCGUCGAGGCUGCGGCACAGCAGCGCUUCGGGCUGCGCCUGCGCGUGGAGGCCUGCGGCUCAUACCGCCGUGGGCGGGACACUUGUGGAGACGUCGACCUGCUCCUGUGCUGCAGAUGGGCUGAGGAUGAGGGGCGUCUCAGCUGCCAGGAGAUUCUUCAGGCCAUUGUGGCCGAGUUGACUGCACAAAAGUUCCUCACUCAUGACUUGAAAGGCAGCAGGUAUGAGGACCCGUUUGCGCGCGGCGAAGCUUCACCUCGCUCGGCGUGCUACUUCGGGGUGUGCAAGGUGGGCCAAUGCCACCGGCGGAUCGAUCUCAAGGUACAUCCUUUGGUGGAGUUCCCCUUCGCAUGGCUCUCCUUCACGGGAUCGGGGCCCUUCAACCGCUCCAUGCGGCUUUUUGCGCGGCGCUGCGGCUUCAGCUUGAGCGACCACGGCAUUUGCGAGGCCACCCACGCGCGCGCACGCGGGCGAGGACCCCGGCUCUGGACGGGGCCGCCUAUCGCUCAGCAUCGCUUUCAGACGGAGAAGGACAUCUUCGACUUUUUGGGGCUCAGCUACCGAGAGCCCUGGCAGCGGGAAGUGGAUGCUUCCUGGUUACAAGAGACGGCCACGGCCGCGGAGGAGGCCAGUGCCAGCACCGCCACCCGGCGCAAAGAUGUCGUUUCCCCACGUUUUGGCCUACAGUCUACAGCCAUGGUCCUGAUAUGA